CGAACACUAUACUACCCAUCAACAAACCUUUUGCACGACUUUCCUCACUUCAAUUGCUCUUCCUGUCACUGUUUGCCCGCCUUUGUUUCCGGUAGCAUCGUGGUGACGUCAUUUGCCCUCACCUCACACGACACUCUUCCAACUCACUUCAUCUCAACCUCCUCUCCUUCUUAUCUUCCCAUCGUCUCUUAGCAGCUUCAUUGAAGAAACAGACUAGACCGUUCUUCUAUCUUUGCUCUAAAUCACUGCAAAUUUACUACACACCACCACCAAUAUGCCUCGCCACAACGACCCCACCUCCAAGAUGUUCUACAAGGGUGCCUCCGACGACUUCAUCGUCUUCGUUGAUGACCACGACGCCCUGAACAGAUGGCGCAGUGACCGCUCCGUCCCUCUGGCGGAUGUCCUUAACGGCUGGAAGAUCUUUGUUACUCACAAGCACGGAGCCCAAGGCGUCCUCGACGGAGCUAGCAAGGCUAGUCUCGAAAAUGAAUUCGGAACUGCCAAUGAAGACGACGUUAUAACUCAGAUUUUGGAGCGUGGAGAGUAUCAGUCUACUAUUGCUCGUGAACAACAAGGUGAUACCAACUUCCGUAAUGGUCCUGCUUAUCGAUAGAUUCGUGCGCCCAUGUUAUUACUUACGCCCUUGCUGGCUGGCUGGCUGGCUGGCUUGUUUCCUUCCUCCCCCCUCCCUUGAUGGGUGUGUGGCAUGAUGUUGCAAGAGGGGGGAGCCAAGGAUUGUUAGUAGCAUGAUGAUCGACUGAUCGAGCACAUGAUUAUGCUUUUUUAUCUUUUUUACUAGCGGAUGAAAUGUACCUACUUGUCUAUCCUAGCUAUGUACCUGGGAACAGAGAGGGUAAUUGAUAAAUGAAAUGAAAUAAAUGAAAU
Messenger RNA from Aspergillus eucalypticola CBS 122712, 888 nucleotides. RefSeq names its product SBDS family protein. Bases 275 to 616 code for a protein of 113 amino acids. The transcript is spliced from 3 exons. NCBI's taxonomy places the organism in Eukaryota, Fungi, Ascomycota, Eurotiomycetes, Eurotiales, Aspergillaceae. The record is from RefSeq and is a predicted model, not a curated record.